GCAAUUCACAGUGGUAAUAUAUGUAUGUGGCAGAUGUAAAGCGUCGUUAAAUAAAUACUUCACCGUCCGUUGUACAUAAUUCACGCUGCUCAUGAGAGUAGAUAAGAAGAAAACCAUGGUAUCUAUUACAUCACUUUUGGCUCAGAAAGCUGGAAGUUCUUACACGACUUCCCCACUUAUCGCUUUAGCAAGUAUAGCAACUAGUGUGGUGACUAAUAAAGUGGGUCCAACAUUUUACAAUCGAAACCCAAGGAACUUGGAAAGACUGCGAAUUGCUUGGAGGCCUACUGGCUAUCAUUUGGAAGUUCCAGGACGAGAAUUUUGGCACAAGUUGUUAUUGGAACAAAGCCCUCACCAUGUGACUGCAAAAAUAGUGCAUUAUUCAGGAUUAGAAGUAGUCACUGCUUCAACAAAGGAGUGGGCCGUCAAGAAGUUCUUGUAUAGCACUAAGGAUACAUCUGCUUUCAUGAACCUGGCACGCGUGUUUGCUCAGCGAUGUUUGGAAUCUGGCAUUUCAGAAGUUUGUUGUGACUUGAAGCCUUAUCCGGGAGGAAAGGUCGAAUCUUUUCUUUUCUGUAUGGAAGAAGGUGGCAUGACAUUGGCAGAGCCCCCGCGGUUCAAACCGCAUCGGCCAUGGCACGUGGAUCGCCCUGAGAAACCUUGGGAAGUUACAGAGUGAUUGAGUUGUAGGAGACUUUCAAUGUUGUUGUUUAGUUUUUAAACAUUGAUUUAUGUAACUGUAUAGGGCAUUGCGUGCAUUUCCAGUAUGAUGAGUAUACUUCAGAGAUCAGUAGAAUAGUUGUAUGGUACAGAGUCUGUAACAAAAUGAAGGUCCAUAUGAAGUAAGUGGAUUCAGUUUUUGGUGAGAAUAGAUGGUACUUUAUUUCUUGACUUGCUGAAACACAUUAUACUCACAGGAUUUGUUUGGAAUUUUUCUUGUAACUGUUGUUAAUGUAGCCUUUAUGAAUAAAUGGCAAAAAUAAUUUUGAAA
Molecule: messenger RNA, 991 nt
Organism: Zootermopsis nevadensis
Lineage: Eukaryota; Metazoa; Arthropoda; Insecta; Blattodea; Termopsidae
Gene: mRpL18
Product: mitochondrial ribosomal protein L18
Biological process (GO): translation
Cellular component (GO): ribosome; mitochondrion
Molecular function (GO): 5S rRNA binding; structural constituent of ribosome
Source: RefSeq, a predicted model, not a curated record